AAAAGAAAAAAGAAUUAACAGAGGAAGGAUGAUUUUAAUUUUCUGAGAAAAGACUACUCGUGCGAUUCGAACUUUCCACGCGGGGUCUCCCCUCUUCUCCUCCCUCUGCUCCCCCAUGGAUACCCCGCCGAAGUUCACGUACUCCGUGUGGGCACUUCCGCCGGACGACCUGGCCCCGAGGCUGAGGACGUUGAUGGCCGGGCUCCGGUCGGAGUUCGGCGGGCCCCAGUUCGAGCCCCACGUCACCGUCGUCGGAGCGAUCGUUCUGACGGAAGGUGAUGCGGUCACCAAGUUCAGAGCGGCUUGCGAUGGGCUCAGGGCUUACACCGCCACUGUCGAUCGCGUGGCCACCGGGACUUUCUUCUACCAGUGCGUGUACUUGCUUCUCCGUCCGACGGCUGAGGUUGUUGAAACCAGUGAUCAUUGCUCUGCUCAUUUAGGUUACAAGAGGCCAACGCCUUACAUGCCACAUCUGAGCCUGCUCUAUGGAGACCUGACAGAUGAAGAGAAGAAGAAAGCUCAGGAAAAAGCCAAUGAGCUCGAUGGGAGCUUAAAUGGCCUCAGCUUCCUGAUCUCUCGCCUCGCACUGUACAAAACCGACACGGAAGAUAAAACUUGUCAAUCAUGGGAAAAGAUAGCAGAGUGCAGCCUCAAUACAAGUUAGAUUUUAAUUGUAACCAGUAUUUCUUUCCUUAUGUUCACAACAGUUCUGAAAAACUCGUGUUCUCUACUUUGUCAUCUGGUGUUGGGAAUGAGACUAUUCCAUGGGCAUGUGCAUCCAA
Rhodamnia argentea is the source of this 782-nucleotide messenger RNA. RefSeq names its product cyclic phosphodiesterase-like. Bases 116 to 664 code for a protein of 182 amino acids. Lineage: Eukaryota; Viridiplantae; Streptophyta; Magnoliopsida; Myrtales; Myrtaceae. The record is from RefSeq and is a predicted model, not a curated record. Gene Ontology annotation, biological process: cyclic nucleotide metabolic process. Gene Ontology annotation, molecular function: 2',3'-cyclic-nucleotide 3'-phosphodiesterase activity. The transcript is spliced from 4 exons.